UUACGUUUAAGAUUAGUUGGUCCUUAUGUAUCGGUUAGGAGUUUGACAAUCAAACGAAAGAAGUAUUCACAGCGCAAUUUCGCCACGCACGCCAACAUCAUUUCUCGCCGUGCAAACAAGUUCGAAAGAAACGGUCAAAUCAAAUCACCCGUCAGCAAAAGGCCUCUUGCAAAGUGACGACGCAAAACAAGGCGCCGCCGCGCCGCCGAAACAAAAACACGCACACAUCAGCAUCACAGGCAGCUGCUGGCUGGAAUCCGCUUUGUCAUCGCUGCAUCGCCAUUCUUCCCCGUCCGUUCGAACGCAACAGAAGCGUUCCCGCGCGUGUUUGAGCCCAGGACAGGAAUAAAGUGGGUGUUUUAAUAAAAGGUGGCACAUCUUCCACCCAAGUUCGUGCUGUACAGGUAAAUGGAAGUGGCAGAAGUGAAACCGGGACCGUAACGUUGACUCUUCCUAUUUAAUAGGACGGUGGAACGAAUUGCCGGAGUUGGCAAGUGAGGCAAGCUAACCUCCAAAUUCUCACCGCACCGCUAGCUUCCACCGGUGGGACGAGAGGACAGAUUCAAACAUACCAAGGGACGAUUGGUACGGCCGUCUGACCGGCAGGUAAGCGAAAACGCCCUCCGCACCAGAAAGGGUAGUUAAGGAACCCCUAUUUUGCAGACACGACGCCUGCUCGCACACCACGAGGUCGAGGGCACUGGCUGGCACCAUCUGGUCAAGCCCAGUACGAUUGGAGGAACAACAAGGCCUUCCGAAGGAGGGCCUUUAAUUACAGCUUUUUUCCUUCCCGGGAACAACAACGAGUGCCUACAAGGAACGGUGGUGGGAUCAGGAAGGCCGACGGAAAAAGAGCGGUGGCGAUUCCGGCAUUCGGAGCGCAGCGCCGGGAGAACCGCCUGACGACGCGACUGUCUCGUGCAAGCGAAGAAACCCACAGACACAGUGGUUCCCAAGCGCCGAGCUGCGUUGGUUCAUGCACCGGACAGGCCGGUUAGGAGAACACGGUUAGGCGCAAGUAGGAUAUCGUAGCGCGGGGUGGUUUGACCGAAUCCACUCCUGCGACCGGCUGAGGGCGUGACCAGAGCGAGAUGUUUGGUUGGCCGAUGACAUGUGCGUUGGCGAGGAUGCAACGGCAAGGGGGACGCCCCUCACAGAUAAGUUCUAGUUUUUAAGAAUGUAGAGCAUUAGAUCUUAAGCUUAACACCUAAGCCCAAAUGGGAAAUCCCAAAAUACAUGUAUUAAGCUGAGAUUUGCCGUUUUGUGAUUUCUAGUUGAGCUAUAGCCCCUCAGUGUUUGCGAUUUGAGUCCUUGUUCUAUUCGUUAGCGGUAAUUGCUCUGCCACCACCGGGACACUUGCAACACUGGCGCCCAACUGAAAAUCCACACAAGAUAACUACCGUUUAGCGAAUUUUUGGUUUUGUGAAGUUUUUGGUUUUUGUGCUUUUGAUUAUCCGGCAUUGAUAAUCAUCAAAAUUUUAGCCCUUACGCAUAAGAUUCGAUACACAAUAUGGAUUACACACACUUAACAGACGAAGAGGUGACGUAUGAGUUGGCUCUGCGUCACGUGGUAAAUUUAGGGCCUACCACCCACAGAGGGAAGGUCCUCCGUCUGAAGGCACUCAUUCAAGAGGAAGCCUUAAGAGAUAACCAGCCCACUAGCUCAGCCCAUGUAAUGAGUCCACAGUCCAACAUUGAACACUGUGAAACUCAAAUACAACAGCUGCACAUUGGCACUGAAGCGGCCAUUCGAACAGCCGAUAGGGCUGCAAUCAGUCAAAGCCGAACGCGUCUUACCCACUAUCGCGACAGAUUACGGUUGAUCCACCCCCCGGUCGAACUGAGAGAUCUGCAUGGGAUGUUAACCAUGCACGUGACUGUUUUACUCAACAAAGUGAAUGGUACUAGUGUAGUGAGUUGUGUGCAACGAGGUGAGAAUGAGGUAAACCACACAAGUUCAACGGGUGCCAUAAGAAGAAGCAACAACGAAGAGGAAGGAGCAGUCGGUGGAACGGCGGAUGCCACGAUUCCAGUGGGCAACCAUUCAAAUCAGGAAUCCACACCACCGCCAGCCUCACAGCCGCCUUCGAUGACGUCAUUUUCCGGCGGACAAGGACGAGGAUUGCUAUUUUCUAGCUCAUUCCGAGCGCGAGACAACGAAGACGCAGGGGAAACACAGCCUAGACAACGGAACACCUCACCACCGCCUCCCUACCUUCCACGGGAGCGAGAAACAUGGAACCGGACAGCUCGAGAAACACAAUCACGAGAAGUUCACGAGCUGCAAUCGAGAAUAGUGGAGAUGCAGGAAAGAGAGCAGCGGAUGCACGAAGAAUACUGCCGAAUGCGGGACGACCUGGAGCGGCUAAUCCGGCGAGAUAGACCAGCACCGGAACGAGCGGACGAUCGCCGAAUACAGAAGGCGGUGCACAACUGGCCUUUCAAAUUUCGCGGCGAGAAGGACACGACAUCACUCAACGUGUUCCUAGAUCGCGUGGAGACAUUCGCGAGGUCGGAAGGCAUGAGCGAUGCCACACUCCUGAGUUCGAUCAAGCAUCUACUCCAGGAGGACGCAAUCGACUGGUACUCGCGAGCAACAUCGCAAAACCUGUUGCGGACCUGGGACCAGUUCAAGCGGGAGAUCAGAAGGGAAUUCCUGCCCAGCGGAUACUCCCAAAUUCUGCGCCUGGAAGCCAGCUUUCGAUUUCAAGGAAGGGAGGAAUCCUUUGCAAAGUUCUACCGACAUAUCUCAGCGCUCUUCCGCUUCGUCGACCCACCCAUUCCAGACGACGAAAAGUUCUUCCUGGUGAAGAAAAACAUGAACGAGAACUACGCAGCCAUCGUAACAGCAGCAAGGCCUCGUUCACUGGAAGAAAUGGUAGAAGUCUGCACCGGAUACGACGAGACGAGGAUGCUCCUGAACAGGCAACGCAGGAUUCCCAUUCCGCACAGCGCGCUUCUGGAACCGAACUUCGCUACGCCAGUAGUAACCAGCAGACCACCACCGAUUCAGCAUCACCAACAGCCACAGCGGUUCAACAGAGUUCACGCCGUGGAGGUAGAAGAAGCCGCAUUCGAGCACGAAGCAGCGGAGGAAGGACCAGAAGACAAUUGGCAGCACAACAUCGACGAACUGGUGGAGCAAGUCAACGCGUUGAAGUUGAACAUUGAGCGGAGAUCUGCGAGACCAAGCUUUGCCGCACGCGACGAAAGGCAGACAAGGCCAACGGAUAGGUACAACCGGACAGAGGCUGACGUCCUGCGAGCAGCGCGGCAGUACACAAGAGAGGCGCAAACGCCGGCACAGCAGCAGCGGCCGCAAACCGCAUCGUACCAGGCUCGGCUACCACCACAACAGCAAGAACAGCCGCAAAGAGCACAGGGCUGGCAUGCACGACAGUGGAUGCCAAGCUCGGAUCAGAGCGACAAUAACCGAAGAAGCCAACGUAUGCUGCCAGAACCAGCCAGGCAACGGGAAGAUCGCCAAAUACAACAGGAAGAAGCUCCGAACGGCCAACGAAUAGCAAUGCUUUGCUGGAACUGCGACGAGGAGGGUCACAGAUUCAUGGACUGUCCGAAGCCGCAAGCCAUCCUAUUCUGCUACCGUUGUGGAAGGAAAGGCUACUCGCUGCGCAGUUGCUUCACGUGCCGCAUGGACGCGGUAAACUACCAAGCGGAGAACCAGCAGUAGAGGGGA
Aedes albopictus (Asian tiger mosquito) is the source of this 3697-nucleotide messenger RNA. RefSeq lists its product as uncharacterized. The transcript has 2 exons. Bases 1511 to 3691 code for a protein of 726 amino acids. The record is from RefSeq and is a predicted model, not a curated record. NCBI's taxonomy places the organism in Eukaryota, Metazoa, Arthropoda, Insecta, Diptera, Culicidae. Gene Ontology annotation, molecular function: nucleic acid binding; zinc ion binding.